AGACAGGAAACUGUCAUGUGGACGUGGAAACUGGUGGCGGCCAUAGCCCUGUGUCGUGGGUUCAAGAAUUAGCUACAAAACACAGACGCUAGAGGUGGCAUACGGCGGGAAAGGAAAUUGCUUGGCGCUGUGUGAGGAUUAAACAUCACUUUAUUUAGUAUCUAGCACAACAUUACAGGUUUGCCAAUAUCCGGAUAUGUCCUUCAUAUUUGACUUUAUUUACAGCGGUUUCAGUAGCGUAUUACAGUUUUUAGGACUGUACAAGAAAUCCGGCAAGUUAGUGUUCCUUGGGUUGGACAAUGCUGGCAAGACUACCCUUCUGCACAUGCUCAAAGAUGAUCGACUGGGACAGCAUGUGCCUACUUUACACCCAACCUCUGAGGAGUUGACCAUUGCUGGAAUGACCUUCACAACCUUUGACCUGGGGGGUCAUGCACAAGCUCGUCGAGUCUGGAAAAGCUACCUCCCUGCUAUUAAUGCAAUUGUGUUCCUGGUGGACUGCGCAGACCCAACCAGACUGCUCGAGUCCAAGGCGGAGCUGGACGCACUCAUGACAGACGACACCAUUGGAAACGUGCCUAUCCUCAUCCUCGGUAACAAGAUUGACAGACAGGAAGCCGUCAGUGAAGAGCGACUGAGGGAGAUAUUUGGACUGUAUGGUCAGACCACAGGAAAGGGUAACGUGCCCCUGAAGGAGCUGAACUCGAGGCCGCUGGAGGUGUUCAUGUGCAGCGUGCUGAAGAAGCAGGGCUAUGGAGAGGGUUUCCGCUGGCUGUCACAGUACAUCGAGUAGUCUUGAGUCUCACGUCUCUCAAAAACAUCCACAGCCUCGACCUCUCACCCCAAGACUCCAUCGGCUAAACAUCUGGACAUAAUCUUCACAUUCCGUUUCCUAGAAAAAUGCAUCUACUCUUGAUGAGAAAAAAAUCAACAACUUCUGAAAUUUUGUUCUUUUCCCCUCCCACCAAAAAAUUUGUAAGCGUGAGAAUCUGUACAUAACUGGAGGACUCUCGGCACUAGCUUCCUAGCGCCUCUUUGAGCAGCGUUAAAGACCAUCCAAAUGCACUUUUUUAAACCAGAGACUACAUGCACACAUGCAAAUAGUAUUUAAAAUCACCUACUUGGAUUUUCUUUUUUUCCUUUUUUAAUAACUUGGUUUCAAUAAAACUUGAACAUGUGACCACACCUUUGGUAACUGUGAAAGAUGCCUUAAUCCCUCCACCAUAUCUGCACUCUUAUUAAUUGUUCCGCAUUUGAUGCCAUUAAAACGGUGGGUCACAGUUUAUUGUUCUGUAUGUUCAAACGGAGCGUGAAGCUUUUUAAAUACAGACUGCUUUCCAUGCUAA
Anguilla rostrata (American eel) is the source of this 1346-nucleotide messenger RNA. RefSeq names its product GTP-binding protein SAR1b-like. The record is from RefSeq and is a predicted model, not a curated record. The transcript is spliced from 7 exons. Gene Ontology annotation, molecular function: GTPase activity; GTP binding. Gene Ontology annotation, cellular component: COPII vesicle coat; endoplasmic reticulum exit site. Gene Ontology annotation, biological process: intracellular protein transport; endoplasmic reticulum to Golgi vesicle-mediated transport; membrane organization. Lineage: Eukaryota; Metazoa; Chordata; Actinopteri; Anguilliformes; Anguillidae. Bases 197 to 793 code for a protein of 198 amino acids.